Messenger RNA from Prionailurus viverrinus (fishing cat), 2317 nucleotides. RefSeq names its product triadin-like. Gene Ontology annotation, cellular component: sarcoplasmic reticulum; membrane. The coding region runs from base 10 to 321 and encodes 103 amino acids. The transcript has 6 exons. The record is from RefSeq and is a predicted model, not a curated record. Gene Ontology annotation, molecular function: signaling receptor binding. NCBI's taxonomy places the organism in Eukaryota, Metazoa, Chordata, Mammalia, Carnivora, Felidae.
AAAACAGAAAUGAAACAUCUUAAAGAAGAAAAAGUCUCAACAAGAAAAGAAAGUCUUCAAUCACACAAUGUGACAAAAGCAGAAAAACCUGCAAGAGUAUCAAGAGAAGAUCUGGAAGAUGUACCGGCUUCAAAGAAAGCUGAAGAAGCUGAAGAUGUGUACUCCACAAAGAAGCAAAAAAGCCCCAUCAGUUUCUUCCAAUGUGUCUACUUGGAUGGAUACAAUGGCUAUGGAUUUCAGUUUCCUGUCACUCCUGCGCAUCAUCCCGGAGAGAGCUCUGGCCAACGAAGUUCUCCAGGACAAAAGCAACAAGGACAAUAGAUACACAUGCAUGGCCCUUACAAGUGCUUUGAGACUUCGACGAUAGGACCUAUUGUUUGUCUGCAGUGGCGUAGGCAGUUAAAAUCAUGAAUCUGGGGAGUUUCUCUGAAAAUGUUUUACUCUCCUGCCUGACCUACAGAGAAAGGGUGGGCAAAAGGAUUGAAUGAUAAGCAAACAUGUUGAAAGAUAUGGCGCUCAAGAAUCUGUUAUUUGUGUUUGUUGCUAAGUGUGGAUGCUUAUAUUUUCCUAUUUCUAUUCACUGUAGAGUUGCUUACAAAUUAAAGUUUCCUUAAUAAUGAUCUUUUAAAUAUAACUGACACAAUUACAAAAUGGAAUUCCUGAUUCCAGUUAGAUAUAUUCUUACAUGAAAACACAGACUAUGCUUUCAGUUUAAGGAGUACAGGAGCCUACACAAAAGCUACUCUUUAUGAUGUGGAUCUCUAAACGCAAUUUGCCCACUAAGUUGAUGUUUAAUAGUUUAGUUUUACUUAUGUCUCUUUCUAUUUUCGUUGUGGCAAUGCUUUAAGAAUGGGUAAUAGUUGCACCAAAGAGUGCUGUAAGUUCCUUGUGAUGCUCUUUUACACAGAAUUCAAAAUAUCUCUGAACUUUGGACAUGAUAAAAUGAGGUAGAAAUGUCUGAUAAACCUUCUCUCUCAGAUUUGUCUUAAAUUAUAAUUAGGACAUUCACUCCAGUGGAAAUAUACCAUCCAAUUAGGCAGGUCUGGUGAAUCAUUUGUUUGACAUAAAGGCAAAUGAGAUGUAGUAUUUUCAGAUUUCUCCAGACUAUGUCCUAAUGAAAAUGUCACCUGGAUGAAAUUUUAGUUCAAUCACUAAAUUUGGGUGACAAAUGCAAAGGCAUUUCCUUUCACUUACAUAGGAUCAUUCUGUACAGUUAAAUGGGUUUUCUUUCUCAAAAAUAUAUAUAUAUGUAUAUAAAUGAAUGUCAUCAAAAUUGAAGAACUAUAUUUUAACCAUAAGUGCUUCAUGAGAUGUCUUACUUGUUUUUUAGUUAAGUGGUUAUCAGCACCAAUAGAACAAAUGACAAUUUUUAAGUUACUUGAUGAUCAUUGGGAAUGACUAUGAUGGCUUUGUCAUCUUUUUGUCUUCUGGUGAUAUGAACACUUAUGUUCUUUACCACAUUUUUCUAUCAACUUUAAAAGUCAUGCCACUGUGACCUUAAUCGUGUUUACAGUUGCAACUCAACUUACGACAAAUGAACUCAGGAAAUAAAUUAAGUUAUCCUUUCUGGCAUUAUAAUUACCCUCUGCUGAGGUAGCCAGAGCCAAUACUAGCCAAGUGACUUAUUUUCAACAACUAUCAAGUUCUUUAAGUCUAAUUUAGAACUCUGAUUUACUAAAAUAUUAGGCUAGGGCAUCAGUAACACGUUCAGUAUUAAUAAUGGAUUUUCAGUGACUUCGGUGAAAAGAGUUGGUCUCAGACACCUGCUGGUAGAUCUAACUCACACCACAAAAGCCAACAUUACGAUGAACCAAGAUUAAUGACACUCUUUCGGGGGGACCUAGAGUGUAUAACUUCAGGACUGACCAGAUGGUAUCAUCUUGUAAAGCUUCUUCAUGUAGCAAUGGAAACUUGUGGAGGGGACAGUUGGUAAAGUUUAUUGCUCAACUGCUCCUACGGCUUCUUCAAUUUAAUGAAGAAGGGAAUAGAGAGCAAAUAUGACAGUUGUUUAGAUUUCAUAGAAUGAUUUAUCCAUUCUUUCAUUCAAUGACUAUGUAUUAAGUACUUACUCUUUCUAGGACACUAUGUUAGGCACUGGACUAUGUAAGAAAAAUACCAGAAAUAAAUUCUGUUCCCAGUGCUAUGUUGACACAAUGUGUGCCCUUGGAAAAUUUACUAAAUAUACUGUGCUUGUUUUCCUAUGUGUGAAAUAGGGAUUUCAAGACAAACAACAACCUGAUACCUCACAGAUGUACUGUGGACACUGACAACAUAUCUUAAUAUGAAUAUGAUGUCAAAAUAAAUUUCUGAAAUAAUA